Phragmites australis (common reed) is the source of this 2978-nucleotide messenger RNA. Its product is annotated as beta-galactosidase 9-like. The transcript is spliced from 15 exons. Gene Ontology annotation, molecular function: beta-galactosidase activity. The coding region runs from base 371 to 2527 and encodes 718 amino acids. NCBI's taxonomy places the organism in Eukaryota, Viridiplantae, Streptophyta, Magnoliopsida, Poales, Poaceae. Gene Ontology annotation, cellular component: cell wall; vacuole. Gene Ontology annotation, biological process: carbohydrate metabolic process. The record is from RefSeq and is a predicted model, not a curated record.
GGCGCCAAGCAAAGCCUUCUGCGGAGGCCUACAACCUCCUCUGCUUCUGCCUUCCGCUGCGCAUUUCUUCUUCCUCCUCCCUUGCUUGUGGUCUCGUCCAACUGUAAACACAACCGGUAAUCCAAAAGGGAGGGGGAAGAGAUCAAAAGCGGAGCAGGUAAAAGAACCAAAAAAGAAUCCGAAACCAAGAACGCAUUCCCACUCUCACCAGCAGAGCACAAAUAUAAGCUCACCACCACCCAUUUCCAUCCUCUCCCACUCUUUCUUCUUCUUCCUUCUCCUGUCCACUGCCAUUGCCUCUCCAAGAACAGAGAGAGAGAGAGAGAGAGAGAGAGCCGGGCCGCCCCAGGCCGUCCUAGGCAGCGCCACCAUGUCCGGCGGCGUGCUCCUCCUCUCCUUGCUGGUGGCAGCGGCCAUCAUCGCCUCCCCUGCCAAUGCCGCCGUGUCCUACGACCACAAGGCCGUGGUCAUCAACGGGCAGCGCCGCAUCCUCAUCUCGGGCUCCAUCCACUACCCGCGCAGCACCCCCGAGAUGUGGCCGGACCUGAUCCAGAAGGCCAAGGACGGCGGCCUGGACGUGAUCCAGACCUACGUGUUCUGGAACGGGCACGAGCCGGUGCAGGGGCAGUACUACUUCGGCGACCGAUACGACCUCGUCCGCUUCGUCAAGCUCGCCAAGCAGGCCGGCCUCUACGUCCACCUCCGCAUCGGCCCCUACGUCUGUGCAGAGUGGAACUUCGGUGGCUUUCCCGUGUGGCUCAAGUAUGUCCCCGGCAUCAGCUUCCGGACUGACAAUGGCCCCUUCAAGGCGGCGAUGCAGACGUUCGUGGAGAAGAUUGUGUCGAUGAUGAAGUCCGAGGGCCUGUUCGAGUGGCAGGGCGGCCCCAUCAUCCUCGCUCAGGUGGAAAACGAGUACGGCCCGAUGGAGUCUGUGAUGGGCGGCGGCGCGAAGCCGUACGCGAACUGGGCCGCCAAGAUGGCCGUCGGCACCGGCGCCGGCGUGCCGUGGGUGAUGUGCAAGCAGGACGACGCCCCCGACCCCGUGAUCAACACUUGCAACGGAUUCUACUGCGACUACUUCACCCCGAACUCCAACAGCAAACCGACCAUGUGGACCGAGGCCUGGACCGGCUGGUUCACGGCCUUCGGUGGCGCGGUGCCGCACCGGCCGGUGGAGGACAUGGCGUUCGCGGUGGCGCGGUUCAUACAGAAGGGCGGCUCCUUCGUCAACUACUACAUGUACCAUGGUGGCACCAAUUUCGACCGGACUGCUGGAGGUCCCUUCAUCGCCACGAGCUACGAUUACGAUGCACCUAUCGACGAAUACGGUUUGCUCAGGCAGCCGAAAUGGGGUCACCUGAGGGACCUGCACAAGGCCAUCAAGCAGGCCGAGCCGGCGCUCGUCUCCGGCGAUCCGACGAUCCAGUCGAUCGGGAACUACGAGAAGGCGUACGUCUUCAAGUCGAGCACCGGAGCCUGCGCCGCGUUCCUGUCGAACUACCACACCAGCUCCCCGGCGCGGGUCGUGUUCAACGGCCAGCGCUACAACCUCCCGGCGUGGUCCAUCAGCGUGCUGCCGGACUGCAAGACCGCCGCCUUCAACACCGCGACGGUGAAGGAGCCGUCGGCGCCGGCGAGGAUGAAUCCCGUGGGCGGGUUCUCGUGGCAGUCGUACAGCGAGGCGACCAACGCGCUGAACGACCGCGCCUUCACCAAGGACGGCCUGGUGGAGCAGCUCAGCAUGACGUGGGACAAGUCCGACUACCUGUGGUACACCACCUAUGUCAACAUCGACUCAAACGAGCGGUUCCUGAAGUCCGGGCAGUGGCCACAGCUCACCAUCUACUCUGCCGGCCACUCCAUGCAGGUGUUCGUCAACGGGCAGUCAUACGGCGCGGUUUAUGGCGGCUACGACAGCCCGAAGCUGACAUACAGUGGGUAUGUCAAGAUGUGGCAGGGCAGCAACAAGAUCUCCAUCCUGAGUGCAGCAGUUGGCCUCCCUAACCAAGGCACGCAUUUCGAGGCGUGGAACGCCGGCGUGCUCGGCCCGGUGACGCUCUCCGGCCUGAACGAGGGGAAGAGGGACCUCAGCAACCAGAAAUGGACAUACCAGAUCGGCCUGCAAGGCGAGUCGCUGGGCGUGCACUCCACCGCUGGGAGCUCGUCCGUCGAGUGGAGCAGCGCGGCCGGGAAGCAGCCCCUGACAUGGCACAAGGCCUACUUCAACGCGCCGGCCGGCAAUGCGCCGGUGGCCCUGGACAUGGGCAGCAUGGGGAAGGGCCAGAUCUGGGUCAACGGGCACAACAUCGGCCGGUACUGGUCGUACAAGGCCUCCGGCAACUGCGGCGGCUGCAGCUACUCCGGCACGUACAGCGAGACCAAGUGCCAGAGCAACUGCGGCGACAUCUCGCAGAGAUGGUACCAUGUCCCGCGGUCGUUUCUGAACCCGAGCGGGAACCUGCUGGUGGUGCUGGAGGAGUUCGGCGGCGACUUGUCCGGCGUCACAUUGAUGACAAGAACAACAUGAGAAAGGAAAAAAAAAAAGAAAAGAACAAAAGGAUUUAAACUGAGAAUAAUUUGCAGGGAAGAGAAGGAAGGGCACACACACCAAUUAUUUCUUGCUCAUAUCUAUAUAUACGGCGUAGAUAUGGAUACAAUUGGUGUUUAUUUUUAAAUGCGUAUAAAAAAUGUAGUAUUUAUCGGAGAUGUAUUGGAGGUGGCCGUCUGUGCGGUUGCAGGAACUGCAGCUCUCGUACGGCACUACGGCCGGCCGGUAUACAGUCGCUGUCCAUAUUAUUUAUUCUGAGCUGUUGAUGAUUUUGCUCUGCAGUCGACCGCACGAAUCUUAUGAUCCACAAAGUUCAUUUUCUUAUGAGAAAUUUGCAGCAUUCUGUUGUAAAUGGGUUAUUUAUUUCUGUCAUUAUGUAUGAUACGUUAUCGCGUCGAUGGUACGAGAGGAAAUAAUUAUUCUUUUCCCA